AAUGCCAUUAGUUUCUUCUAAAUAUAAACACGACGAAAUAUGCAGUAAAGCUGUCAAAGUUGGUGGAGGAGGUGUAAUAACAUCACCAUUUUAUCCGGAGCAAAGUAGCUUUAAAACAUUAGAAUGUAUGUGGAAGAUAAUAGCAGAGAAAAAUCAUCAAAUACUAUUGAACGUGGUGGAUAUCGAUUUUGGAAAUUAUCGUUGUUUGGAAGCCUAUAUUGAUAUCUAUGACGAAGGACUGAUGUUAAAAGAUAGUCGAAAGCGUCUCUGCGAUAAGAAAAAAGACAUAAAGGAGAUUCGAACGAGAACCGGACGGGCUUAUGUUAGGCUUUUCAUUAAUGGGUCAAAAGUACAGCACAAUGAACCCAUAAAAGGUUUCAAAAUAGUUUGGACAGGAGUCAAGUCACAAAUUACUGAUUACAAUGAGAAUAAAUGUGAUGGAUUUCUGUGCAAGGGGGUAGAACUAUGCACACCUGGAGAUAUACUCUGUACUUACCCUAAAAGUUACUACUGUAUUGACAAGUCACUUCGCUGCAAUGGAGUGAUUCAUUGUGGCUUAGAUGAUAAUAGUGAUGAAGAUGGGUGCAAUACAUUACUAUAUUGCCUACUUGCAGGGGGAGCUGUUAUUUUUAUAGUCUUUACAAUAUCUAUCGCCACCUUCAGGGCUAGACAAAAUAGGAAGAUGAAAUCCAAUUUAAGAAAUGGGAAAUUAAAUAAAAAACCGGAUAGAAGUCCAAUUAAAGCUGGUACCGGGUACGAGCAACCACCAAGUUACUGCUUCGUAUCUACUUCAACAUCUCAAUACCAAAAGCGCUCCACGGUCGAUACGACAGUCAAAGCUAACGGUGACGUUUUCUUUAGUCCAGCCAAAAAGGUUCGAACAGUCGGUCCUCCUCCUCCCAGACCGGGAAGAGGAAGCAACAAUUACGAUUGUCCUGAAUAUCAAACAUUAACUAAAAUGAAAAAUGACGGUACUAUAGCCGAAGUUAAUGAAUCUUGUACUCAUUCAAUUGUAUAA
Dimorphilus gyrociliatus is the source of this 1018-nucleotide messenger RNA. Lineage: Eukaryota; Metazoa; Annelida; Polychaeta; Dinophilidae. The record is from the annotation of a GenBank genome assembly.